Jaminaea rosea is the source of this 2040-nucleotide messenger RNA. Its product is annotated as DAO-domain-containing protein. The transcript has a single exon. Gene Ontology annotation, molecular function: (S)-2-hydroxyglutarate dehydrogenase activity; (S)-2-hydroxy-acid oxidase activity. The coding region runs from base 58 to 1752 and encodes 564 amino acids. Gene Ontology annotation, cellular component: mitochondrion. NCBI's taxonomy places the organism in Eukaryota, Fungi, Basidiomycota, Exobasidiomycetes, Microstromatales. The record is from RefSeq and is a predicted model, not a curated record.
UGAUUUCCUUAUCAAUCCUGUCCCCUCGCCAUUCUCAGAGGGCAGGCGUAGCCAAGAAUGCUUCGCUCAUCACGAGCUGCGAGACUGGCUUUACGCCACGAUCAAGUACGAUGUCGCUGUUUCUCGACUUCCUUUGCCACCCACGAUGCUGGCUCUCCCAACCUUCCACCUCUGCGGGCAACGCUACCCCACAAUCGCUAUCCUCCACGCGAACCCUCCAUGCAAGUGGAUCACCUCGUCAUCGGUGGCGGAGUUGUCGGUCUUGCUACCGCAGCAGCUCUCGCUCGUCGUUACCCUGACAAGUCGACCUUCCUCGUAGAGCGACACAGGCAAGCAGGGCAGGAGACGUCCUCCCGUAACAGCGAGGUGAUUCACGCUGGGCUCUACUACCCGAAGGACAGCUUGAAGACGCAAAUGUGCUUGCGAGGAAGGGAGAAGAUGUACAGGCGGUGUGAAGAGUGGGGAGUACCGCAUAGGCAGACAGGCAAGCUAGUCGUAAGGCCGAAGGGGAGUAAGGACUACUUUGAGAAGAUGUUGCAGCAUUGCAAUUCCCUCGGGGCGCUGGCUCCGCCCGUCAGGCUGAUAUCGGGGGAUGAGGCUAGGCAGAGGGAGCCGGAUCUGUCGCAAGAUAUCGAGUGGGCGGUUCUCUCAGAGCGAACCGGGAUUGUCUCCAGUCACGAGCUCAUGGAGUCGCUCGAGAGGGAGAUCCUCGACGCUGAGGCGGCGGAGCUGGUCUACGAUACCGAGGUGGUGAGGAUCGACCCUCAUUUGCCUGCCAUGGAGGGAGUUGCAGGACCCUCAUCGAAGCGUGGGAGUGAUUACAGCCAAGAAGGUUGGGUAGUGCAGACGGUCACCCACUCCGCAGGCCAAGACGGAGGCGCAGAGGGUGGCGAAAGCGACGCCAUCCUCGCCCGUGUGGUCAUCAAUUCUUCUGGCCUCAAUGGGCACCUAGCCCUGAAUGCUCUUCUCGCGGAGGAGCGUUUCAGCUCGAACAACAGCGAAGAGGCAAUGGGCAUGUGGUAUGCCAAGGGCAACUACGUGAGCUACAAGGGCCCUGGAACGCGCAACGUCAAGGCGCUCAUCUACCCCAUCCCCGCCAUGAGUGCAAAGGGUGGGCUGGACCAAGGAUUGGGAACACACUUGACGCUCGAUUUGGAUGGGAAUAUCAAGUUUGGACCCGACACGGAAUGGCUCUCGCCACCUGAUGCGAAGGGAGGCAUAGACUUCUGGGCAAAACAAUUGGCCCCAGUCACGUCCGAGGACAGGCUGAAAGCUAUGCAUGCUAGCAUCACGAGCUUCUUGCCCGAUGUGAAGCUCGAGGGGCUCAGCCCAGACUAUGCGGGCAUUCGUCCGAAGCUCGUCCCACCCGGUGGAGGAUUCAUGGACUUCACUCUGCUCUGCCAUCGCUCGCGCGAUCUCAAGUCGCAGAAGCUCUGGAGCUACGCUCGCCUACCGAACGAGCAGUUGCACGAUGGCGCAAAGCAGUACUUCCGUGGCGAAGUCAACGCGCUUGGUGGAGAAGGUGGGCAGGCAGGAGGGACUAUGCUUACCUUGGCGGGGAUCGAGUCGCCGGGCUUGACCAGCUCAUCGGCUAUCGCUGAUACAGUGGCGGAGGUGGUGUCGCGCCAGGUGUGGGGGCACGGAGAUGCUGCACGGUCUACUGGUAGGGAAGGUACGGGGAUGGCCAAGGAGAUACCGAAGGGGGCGAGGAAUGAUGAAGUGGGGGCUGCCGGGCUCGAUGCGUGGGCAUAGCGCGGUGCGUACUCAGCGCACGGAGAGAGGGAUGAGGCCCUGACAUUAAUAGUGCGACACGAUGAGGACGCCCGUUGACGAGGUAGACUACAGGUGAGGAAACACGGCGGGGAGGAGGAAUGAUUUGUAGGAAAGCUUGAAGAAGUAGUUGGCGGAGCAUCGUCUUGCGCAUAGAAGUUCAAAGUCAUGGAGAGAUGUCCUAGCAAUCACAUCACGGAGCACUUGGAAGGCUGCGGCUCCGGCCCGCCUUCGGUGGUGCCCUUCUCCGUCUCUGCGAGCAUGAGCUCG